AUGUGGUUGCACAGUUCCUCACUGCAAGCCUUCCUACAAGGCACCUGUGCACUCACCCCUGUCCUCCUGUGCAUUGCACUUUGGCUCAGCCCACUGAUCUGCUCUGCUGCGGCAAUUAGCCUCACAGGCUCCCUGUCUGCCAGGCAUUGCUCUCCUGAGAGAGCCCUGCUUCUCGGAGCUGUCGUCGCGGUCUUGGUUCAGGCUCUGCCGGUCUCCGCAAUACCUUCUGGCCCCGGCACUACAGCUCUGUCUUAUGGUUGCACAGCAUCCGGCCUAUCUUGCUUCGCCGGCACGUACACCAGUGAAGUCAGGCCGCUGCCCACCCCGGCCAGGAACGCCCGUCUCUGUCCAGCAGACUUAGGAUCUUUCGGCUCCGCAACUUCCCAGGCCCCUUCCUCAGCUGACGAGGAAGACUUUUUGUUUGAUCUCCUUGACGAUAGAACAUUGCUAGAGUGCAGUGUUCGUCGUUACCAUGUUGAGCUCGAUGCUCUUGCCUGCCUGCUAGUUGCGGAGGAUCUGCGACUUGAACAAGACAGGCCAAGCACUACACCUUUUCGCCUCCAGCUUGCAGAAGUGGUUCCGUUGUCGGACCAUCAGAAAGCCAGCCUUGAGCUUCAAGCUGUCCUGCCAUCCCCGUCUACCACAGCCCAAAUUGAUUGGCUUGACAAUGAUAUCAAGCACCUCUUGGAGGAUCCACACGUUCCACUCCUUGUCCGCACCGCCUUUGUCAAUAUAGAGACAUGGCACGACGAGGUUAGAGGUUGCCCCGAUCACCUCGAAAUAUACUCAGAUGGCUCUGCCUCCAAUGGUCACGAUGAUGCAGGGCCCUGUGCAUGGGCCUUUACAGUUUGGGUUUCUGUCCAAGGCCGCCUCUCACUAGUUGGCCAUGCUUCUGCCGCAGCUGUGCCCACAGGAACUCCCUGUCACCUUGGAGAAACAGAGCAGACGGCUCUCACCGGCGAGUUGCUAGGACUGUGUUGGUCACUCGCUUGGUCAGCUGAGUUCGCACCCUGCUGGCAAGUUCCUGUAUGGCACUAUUAUGAUGCCAUUGGAGCCGGUGCUGGCACGUUUGGCUGUUGUGCCGCUCCCCUCUUCAAAUCCUCGCCUUAUGCCUCCCUUUUUGAACUUGCCACUGUCCUACGACAGGUUGUUGGCAGCCGAGUUGUCCUUCACCAUGCUCAUGUAGCAGGACACUCAGGACACAUCGGCAACGAGCUCGCCGACCAACUCGCCAAAAAGGCGAGGCGCACUUCAGACGAUCCUUGGAAUCUGUGUCUUCCUGGAUGGGUCGCGCAGCUAGCAGCUCAUCCCCUUCGUCUUUGGGCGUGGGCAUGCCAUCCUGUCCAUUCUGAUGUACCUAGCCUCUUCUCUUUUGAAGCCGAGGCUUUGCGCAUGCAGCAGUGUUGUGGUGACCUCUGGAAGGCUCCCACACAAGGGCUCCAUCACUGUCAGGACCAAGGAGGUGACACUGCCUUUGAGCUUUGUCUCAUGUCCUUCAAUGUCCUUACUCUCCUUGACAGAAAGCCCAAAGGCACCACAGCUGAGCACAUAACUGUUGAGGCUGGGAUGCGAAUUAAAGGCAGGAAAGCAGCACUUAAGCAAAUGCUAAGUACUCACUCUCCACACAUAAUCGGUCUCCAGGAGACCAGACUGCCAGCCAGUGAAUCGCAGCACGAUCCCGAUUUCUUUAUUUUUUCGGCACAGGCUGAUGAGCAUGGAAGCGGUGGUUGUGCCCUGUGGAUUGCCAAGGAUAAACCUUACGCCACGCAGCAUGGCAAACCACUCCGUUUUCAGUCCUCUCACUUUACUGUUGUUUCCUGUUACCCGCGCCAUCUCACGGCCACUGUUGCGACACCACUAUUGAAACUUUUUCUGUGUGUGUUGCAUGCCCCAUCCCUCUUCUCCGCUGACCCGUCGGCAGCUGCUGCAUUCUGGGGUGAGCGUGUGCGUGAGAUCUCCUCCAGACCAGAAGGCUGCGAGGUCAUCUGCUUCGCCGAUGCCAAUGCCAGGGUCGGGGACUGUAUUACUGAUUCGGUCGGCGGUCACCACCCCGAAGAGGAGAGCGCAGCAGGGCGUCUCUUCCAUGAUUUUCUUUCACAGGUUGGCCUCUGCGCACCCUCCACUUUCGAAGCGUGCCAUUCAGGGGUAUCCGGGACAUGGCGAGCACCCCACGGACAGUGGCAUCGCAUAGACUAUGUGUUAGUCCCAAGCAGCUGGCGCAUUUUCAACCUCGAUUCCUCUGUCGUCACGGAGUUUGAAGUACUGCAAUUGCGAGAUGACCAUAGGCCAGUUAAGUUGUGCUGCGCCUUUCUGAAAAAGGCCCCACCCACCUCUUACUCGCACACCUCUCGCAAAGCAGUCCGACCAGACCGGCCCAAGGACCAGAUGUCUGCUUUUCUCACCGCACAAGCCUUUGGCAGCAUUCCGUGGCAGCCCUGGUCACUCGAUAUUGACACACAUUUUGAAACCCUGUCUGCUGCUUGGUGCAGCGCUGGUUUGCACCUUACUCCUACCGCCUCCCGGCAGCCACAACAGCCCUACGUCGCGCCUGGCACGCUUGAUAUUGUCGCUUUUCGCAAAAGCCUGCAGGCCUACCUUCGAGAAGGGCGCGCCGAGGCGCGACGACGAUUGCUGAUGUUGGGUUUUGCUGCCCUGGUACUUAAUCAGCAAAACGGGCAGUUCACGGCCCAUGUAGACUACAGCGACGCGCUUGCUGUCGCCCUUUUUAGAUGGUGGGGCAACCGCCUGCGAGACACAGUCGCAGCGGAUAAAAGGGCAUAUCUUCAGGGACUUGUAGAUGAUGCCUCUCAGAUAGGUAUUGGCCGUCCCAAAGAUUUGUACGCCGCCAUUCGAAAGGCCUUUCCUACUGCAAAAUCUUCCCGUCGCAGCUCCCUUGCCCCACUGCCUAUGCUUCUCGACAAACACGGUGAACCCGUUGCAUCGCCGGCUGAACGCGACGAAUGUUGGAGAUUACAUUUCGCAGAACAGGAGGCUGGCACUCUUGUCAGCGAAGCUGUCUACGUCGAGAAAGCCCGGGAGCAAAGAUCCUUCUCCAAGCAAGUUUUUGACAUUGGGGUUCUUCCAAGCCUAGCGAUCGUUGAGCAAGUGCUCUUGGGCCUUAAGAAUGGCAAGGCCGCGGGUGCCGACAGACUCACAUCUGAGCUGUUAAAGUUGGCGCCUGCAAAUUCGGCCAGGCGCCUUCUGCCAAUCAUUAUGAAAGCCUCCAUGUCUCUGAGAGAACCCGUUUCUUGGCGCGGAGGAGACCUCAUUUUGCUUGCCAAACGUGCCGGGCAAAAUAUGACCUGUGAGGGAUUCCGCUCCAUUCUCAUUGCCAGCAUUGCAGGUAAGGCAUAUCACCGCUGUGUCAGGUUUCAGAUUUUGCCGUUUCUCCAGGCCACACAGCCAGACCUCAUGGCCGGAGCAGUAGAAGGCAUCGGAAUCGAAGUUCCAGCACUUGCCAUCAAAUCUUUUCAGCUCUGGCAGCAAGGACUCAGGCUUCCCUGGGCUGUCGUUUAUUUUGACUUGCAAGCGGCAUACUACCAAGUGCUCAGGCAACUCGUUGUGAAGCACUCCGGCUCAGAUGCCGCUUUGCUUGCCCUCCUCCACCGCCUGGAUGUCCCGGCCCAUGCGGUGCAUGAGCUGUACGCAAAGCUUGACAAGCUCGCAGCUCUUCCCAACCUUGAUGCAAGUGAUCACCUUCAGUCUGUUGUAUCAGACGUUCUAUCUGGAACUUGGUUCAGGCUCGACGGAAGGGCCUGCCUUACGGCCACUGCCCGUGGCACUAGGCCAGGCGAUCCACUUGCCGAUGCAUUGUUUUCUUUGACAUUGUCGGCUUACUUGAAGUCGGCCUUGGAGUGCCUUAGACAAGCCAACUUACUUGCCGAUGUCGAUUGCCCUACCGACUUCCCCUUCUGGGCAGAAUCCUCAGGGCCAGUCAUCGGGGCCCCAUCGUGGGCGGACGAUUACGCGCUUCCUCAAACAGGGCCAACUCCAGAGGCCCUCCUUCAACGGGUUUCUGCCAGUGUCAGGAUCAUUGUCGGACAUGCACGCAUGGUGGGCAUGACUAUCAAGUUCGGCCCGGAAAAGACAGCUGCCCUGGUCUCCUCAGCUGUAGACCGUACACGGCACCCUGUCAUCUGCCAGGCUGCCGAUGGCACCUACUAUCUACCAGUUGACGACACCCUGGGGGAUAAGAUCCACCAUCUGCCAAUUGUUGAAGCAUACAAGCACUUGGGAGGUAUCACUACCUCCAACGGGUCGCCUGCGCCCGAUUUGCAUUUCCGUUUUGCAAAAGCCUCUGGCUUCGUUCGGAGAACUCUUUUGCGCUCCUUGACACUGUCAAAGUACGUCCACACAGGGGCAGCGCUCAUCCUGCAUGCUGCCAUCCAUUUGCGACAGUGGGACAGGCAGUACAUCUCGCUUUGGCGCUACCUCUGCCGGCGUACUGCCGACCCAAAACAGGAACAUCCGUACAAAGUGCUCCUUCUUGCUAAGGCUCCCCCUCCACCGCUUGCACUAGCCAAAGCAAGAGCCCGGUUUCUCUGCCGGUUGUUUGAGCGAGGUCCCAAAGCCUUGCUGCGCAUCUUGUAUGCACAUUGGCGCCAACAUCCAGCCUCUUCAUGGCUCUGUCAGCUUCAGUCGGAUGUGGCAUAUGUCAAGCAGUACUGUCCGGACUUGGAGUUCUUUCUCCCCUCCGGGGACGAGAUCAUCAGUCUUCUGGACGCCUCAGUCGAUUCCCCGUCAUGGUGGUCGCAGCAAGUUGCCAAAGCUGAGCGCCCCUGA
This is a messenger RNA of Symbiodinium sp. CCMP2592, 4782 nucleotides long. NCBI's taxonomy places the organism in Eukaryota, Dinophyceae, Suessiales, Symbiodiniaceae. The record is from the annotation of a GenBank genome assembly.